This is a messenger RNA of Guyanagaster necrorhizus, 772 nucleotides long. Its product is annotated as MFS general substrate transporter. The record is from RefSeq and is a predicted model, not a curated record. The transcript has 5 exons. Lineage: Eukaryota; Fungi; Basidiomycota; Agaricomycetes; Agaricales; Physalacriaceae. Gene Ontology annotation, biological process: transmembrane transport. Gene Ontology annotation, molecular function: transmembrane transporter activity. Gene Ontology annotation, cellular component: plasma membrane. Bases 112 to 726 code for a protein of 204 amino acids.
UCACAAUUCUGUCCACAAGUACCAAAGGGUUCAAACCUGUGCACACAAGUUUCCAAAGGGAGAUCUGGGGGGCCUGUCUGUGGGGCCAGGCUGUAUCAUCACAGUUUCAGGAUGAAGAAGAAUAAUGCCUUUGGUAUUGGACCACUAUUCUUUGCCCCGCUAUCAGAAGUAGUGGGCAGAACACUGAUGUACCAAGUCAGCAUCUUCUUCUUCUUCAUUUUCAUGCUGCCUAGUGCUCUGUCAAAAAACAUGGCCACACUAGUUGUUGCCCGUCAGAUUGCGGGAUUGGCGGCCUCUGCGCCGAUAUGUAAUGUGGGCGGAACUGUGGCCGAUAUUUGGGCCGUCGAGGAGCGAGGAGUCCCUAUGGCGGUGUUCUCGUUUACUUUAUUUAUGGGCCCCUGCCUUGGACCGCUCUUUGGAGGGUGGAUUGCCGAGAAAGCUGGCUGGAGAUGGAUUUACUGGGUCCUUUUCAUCUUCACUGGUGUAUGCUUUGCCUUCACGUUGUUCAUUCCUGAAACAUUGGCACCUCUCCUUCUCCGUCGUAAAGUUGAGAAGCUACGGAAGUCUACGGGAGACGAGAGCUACCGUACACUCGAGGAGCUCGAACGUGUCCCGUUCUUCGAGACCUUGAAGAUCUCUUUGCUUAGGCCGAUUGUGAUGCUGGUAGCCGAACCUAUCGUGGCCCUGUUUUCUUUCUGUGGGUCUCCUAGAAAUGAUUUUCUAUAGGACACCGAACAUUGGAACUUGUUGACUGCCGCUGAUACAAGUUUGU